Eutrema salsugineum is the source of this 1646-nucleotide messenger RNA. Its product is annotated as fasciclin-like arabinogalactan protein 4. The record is from RefSeq and is a predicted model, not a curated record. The coding region runs from base 185 to 1453 and encodes 422 amino acids. Gene Ontology annotation, biological process: mucilage biosynthetic process involved in seed coat development; abscisic acid-activated signaling pathway; multidimensional cell growth. Gene Ontology annotation, cellular component: plasma membrane. The transcript has a single exon. Lineage: Eukaryota; Viridiplantae; Streptophyta; Magnoliopsida; Brassicales; Brassicaceae.
CACCGCGCGUGCACUUUAACCUCGAUACACCGCGCGUGAUACACUUCUCAAUGAUGUGUCUGUGUUUUUUUUUUUAAUUUCAUCCACCAAACUCUUCACUCACCACUUUCUCUCUCUCUCUCUCUAUCCACUUUCCUCCUCUGUUUCUUCUCUUUACCACUCUUCAUGACCUAACUCAAAACUAAUGGCGAACGUAAUUUCCAUUUCCCAUUUUGCCCCUAUCGCGUUCGCCUAUUUACUCCUCCUACUCUCUUCCACCACCGCCGCAAUCAACGUCACCGCCGUCCUCUCCUCUUUCCCAAAUCUCUCCUCCUUCUCCAACCUCCUCGUCUCCUCCGGCAUCGCCGCCGAACUCUCCGGCAGAAACUCACUCACACUCCUCGCCGUUCCCAAUUCUCACUUCUCCUCCUCCGACGUCGAUCUCACGCGCCGCCUACUUCCUGCCAACCUCGCAGAUCUCCUCCGUUUCAAUGUCCUCACACAAUUCCUCUCCGAUUCCGAUCUCCGCCGUAUACCACCGUCUGGCUCCACCGUCGCAACCCUCUACGAAGCCUCAGGCCGUGCAAUCGCCGGAUCCGGAUCCGUUAACGUGACCCGCGACCCGGCUUCCGGCUCCGUCACGAUCAGAUCUCCGAACUCGAAAUCAAUCACCGUUUUGAAGCUCCUCGAGACAAAACCUCCCAACAUAACAGUCCUCUCCGUCGACUCUCUCCUCGUCCCCGCCGGAAUCGAUAUCACCGCGUCGGAGACUCUCACUCCGCCGCCGACAUCGGGAACGUCUCCUAACCCUCCGGCGGGAAUCAAUCUGACACAGAUUCUAAUCAACGGUCACAACUUCAACGUCGCUCUCUCACUCCUCGUCGCCUCCGGAGUCAUAACGGAAUUCGAAAACGACGAGCACGGCGCCGGAAUCACAGUCUUUGUCCCCACAGAUUCAGCUUUCUCCGAUCUCCCGGAAAAUGUCAAUCUCCAGUCGUUUCCGGCGGAGCAGAAAGCCGUCGUGCUCAGAUUCCAUGUCCUACAUUCGUAUUACACACUCGGUUCGCUCGAAUCGAUAACCAACCCGGUUCAACCGACAUUAGCCACUGAGUUAGCGGGAGCCGGGUCUUACACUCUCAACAUUUCCCGGGUUAAUGGGUCGAUCGUAACGAUUAAUUCGGGUUUGGUUUUGGCCGUUGUGACACAAACGGCUUUUGAUCAGAACCCGGUUUCUGUUUUCGGAGUAUCCAAAGUGCUUUUGCCUAAGGAGCUUUUUCCAAAAUCGGGUCAAACCGUGAAUACUCCUCCCGCAACGGCUCCUCCACAUGAGAUUUCUUUGUCGCCGGAGAGUUCUGUUAAUCAGCCGUCGUCUCGAUUAGUAUCUCCACCGCGUGACGUGGUUUCCUCCGGCGCGGUAAAAAUGACCUUGUGGUUGUGUUGGUGUAUAGCAUUUUGUUUUAUAUUUUUGGUAUGAUUUUUUUCUUCUUUAUUCCAUAAAAUGCUUUUAGGGCUUAUUUACUGGAUUUUUUUUGCGCAAUUUACGUCAUAAUGUUAUUUUAUUGAGUCCAAAAGAAAAAAACAAAUCACCUUCCCAUGUAAAUUUGGAUUGAAUGGGCGUUUUUGGGUAAAACCCAUGUCCUAUUUUUACGAGCUUAUAAAUCUUUCAA